Messenger RNA from Eupeodes corollae, 4683 nucleotides. It is a transcript of the gene PCB, whose product is annotated as pyruvate carboxylase, mitochondrial. The coding region runs from base 391 to 3981 and encodes 1196 amino acids. Gene Ontology annotation, cellular component: cytoplasm. The record is from RefSeq and is a predicted model, not a curated record. NCBI's taxonomy places the organism in Eukaryota, Metazoa, Arthropoda, Insecta, Diptera, Syrphidae. Gene Ontology annotation, biological process: gluconeogenesis; pyruvate metabolic process. Gene Ontology annotation, molecular function: ATP binding; metal ion binding; pyruvate carboxylase activity. The transcript has 10 exons.
AAUUUAUACAAAAAUAAAAUCAUAUAUGUAAAUUAUUGAAGCGAAUCAAAAAAUCAUAGUGAUAGUGAUUCGGGGCAUCGAAGACGACGACGACGAAGCCUUGUGAACGAAGAUUGCAAUUUUUGUCCCUUUUUUUCUAUUUACAUAAAAUUAAAUUCCUAAAUUUAUGCCUUUAGUUGCACCUUUUGGUCAAUUUUUAUUGAAAAAUCUCCCAACCUACUUUAAAUUUAUCUGGAGUACAGUGUCCUAGUUAAUUUUCCUUGUCGUUUUGUUUGUUCUUUUAACCAUUUCGUGAAGUGAAAAUACCCCUUUGCUGCCUUUGUACCACCAUCAACAACAACCUAAUUAUUGGUGUCUCGAUUAAUUGGAAAACUAAAAAACAAAUUCAAGAUGUUCAUACCCGUGGCACAAACUGCUUUCCAGACUCUGAGAAGAUCACCACGCGUCCGCGUUUGGCUCAUCAACAAAAAUGCCUUUUCCACUCAGGUUGAAUAUAAACCAAUUCGAUCGGUUUUGGUUGCCAAUCGUGGAGAAAUUGCCAUUCGUGUCUUCCGGGCGUGCACAGAAUUGGGCAUCAAAUCGGUGGCGAUCUAUUCUGAACAAGACAAAAUGCACAUGCACCGACAGAAAGCCGAUGAAUCGUAUAUCGUUGGCAAGGGUCUUCCUCCAGUCGAAGCCUACCUCAACAUUCCAGAAAUUAUCCGUGUUUGCAAGGAAAACGACGUCGAUGCUGUGCACCCUGGAUAUGGUUUUCUAUCGGAACGUAGUGACUUUGCUCAAGCUGUGAUCGAUGCUGGUCUACGUUUCAUUGGUCCAUCACCGAAGGUGGUGCAACAGAUGGGUGAUAAGGUGGCAGCUCGGGUUGCUGCUAUCGAGGCUGGUGUUCCAAUUGUCCCUGGUACUGAUGGUCCAGUGACCACAAAAGAAGAAGCUUUGGACUUCUGUAAGAAACACGGUCUGCCUGUGAUUUUCAAGGCUGCCUACGGUGGAGGCGGUCGUGGUAUGAGAGUUGUGCGAAAGAUGGAUGAAGUUGAGGAAAUGUUUCAACGUGCCAGCUCUGAGGCCAAGGCUGCUUUUGGUAAUGGAGCUAUGUUUAUUGAGAAGUUCAUCGAGCGUCCACGUCACAUUGAGGUGCAAUUGCUCGGAGACAAGGCUGGCAACGUUGUUCAUUUGUACGAACGUGAUUGCUCAGUACAGCGUCGUCAUCAAAAAGUUGUCGAAAUUGCCCCCGCACCAAGAUUACCCCAAGAAGUUCGUGAUAAAAUGACCGAGGCAGCAGUGCGCCUAGCCAAACAUGUUGGCUAUGAAAAUGCUGGAACUGUAGAAUUCUUGUGCGACGAAACUGGAAACUUCUACUUCAUUGAAGUCAAUGCUAGAUUACAAGUUGAGCACACUGUGACUGAAGAAAUCACUGGAAUCGACUUGGUGCAGUCUCAAAUUCGUGUAGCCGAAGGCAUGACUCUUCCCGAACUUGGCUACACUCAGGAAAACAUCAAACCUCGUGGAUACGCCAUCCAAUGUCGUGUCACCACUGAAGAUCCAGCCAAUGAUUUCCAGCCCAGUACUGGCCGUCUCGAAGUUUUCCGUUCCGGUGAGGGUAUGGGCAUCCGUUUAGAUUCCGCAUCUGCCUUCGCCGGUGCUAUCAUCUCCCCAUACUACGAUUCACUGCUUGUGAAGGUAAUUUCACAUGCAUCUGACCUGCAAGGUUCUGCCUCCAAGAUGAACCGUGCCCUUCGUGAAUUCCGUAUUCGUGGUGUCAAAACCAAUAUCCCAUUCUUGUUGAACGUGCUAGAGAAUCAGAAAUUCCUCCAUGGUGUUCUCGAUACCUACUUCAUUGAUGAGCAUCCAGAGCUCUUCAAAUUCCGUGUCUCACACAAUCGUGCUCAAAAACUGCUCAACUAUGUCGGUGAGGUGCUGGUCAAUGGCCCCCAAACCCCAUUGGCAACAACUCUGAAGCCUGCAAAUGUCGACCCUCAUAUACCAACUGUCCCACUUGACUUAUCGCCAGAAGCACUCGAAAAAGAAGAACGUGGCGAGUGUAAAGUAACCGAACCACCAAAAGGUCUACGUGAUAUUUUAAAAAGUCAAGGACCUGAAGCAUUUGCCAAAGAAGUUCGCUCACGUAAAAAUCUACUUUUGAUGGACACUACCUUCCGUGAUGCUCAUCAAUCUUUAUUGGCAACUCGUGUCCGAUCACAUGAUCUUUUGAAGAUUUCACCAUAUGUUGCACACAAAUUCAAUAAUUUGUAUGCUUUGGAGAACUGGGGUGGUGCCACUUUUGAUGUUGCCCUACGUUUCUUGCACGAAUGCCCAUGGGAACGAUUGGAAGAUAUGCGAAAGCAAAUCCCCAACAUUCCCUUCCAGAUGCUGCUGAGAGGUGCCAAUGCUGUUGGCUACACUAACUACCCGGACAAUGUUGUUUUCAAGUUCUGUGAACUUGCUGUGCAAACUGGUAUGGAUAUCUUCCGUGUGUUUGACUCAUUGAACUACUUGCCAAAUUUGAUAUUGGGCAUGGAAGCAGCUGGUAAGGCUGGUGGUGUUGUUGAAGCUGCUAUUUCGUACAGUGGAGAUGUCAGUGAUCCAACAAAGACAAAGUAUGACCUCAAGUACUACACAAAUCUUGCUGAUGAACUUGUCAAAGCCGGAACACACGUACUGUCAAUUAAGGAUAUGGCUGGUCUUCUCAAACCUUCUGCAGCUAAGUUACUUAUUACCGCUAUUCGUGAUCGUCAUCCUGACAUCCCAAUUCACAUUCACACCCACGAUACUUCCGGAGCUGGAGUAGCAUCUAUGUUGGCAUGCGCUGAAGCUGGAGCAGAUGUUGUUGAUGUUGCAGUUGACUCUAUGUCCGGCAUGACCUCCCAGCCAAGUAUGGGUGCUAUUGUCGCUUCGUUGCAAGGAACACCCUUAGACACCGGCAUGGAUCUCCGUGAUGUCUCUGAGUACUCAGCUUAUUGGGAACAAACACGAACCCUCUACGCUCCAUUCGAAUGCACAACAACAAUGAAAUCUGGAAACGCUGACGUUUACCUGAACGAAAUCCCCGGUGGUCAAUAUACCAACCUUCAAUUCCAGGCUUAUUCUCUGGGCUUGGGAGACUUCUUUGAAGAUGUCAAGAAGGCUUACCGCGAGGCAAACUUAUUGCUUGGCGAUAUUAUCAAAGUCACACCAUCAUCGAAGGUUGUUGGUGAUCUUGCUCAGUUCAUGGUACAGAACAAAUUAAACGCCGAACAGUUGCUCGAUAAGGCUGAGGAGCUUUCAUUCCCCAAGUCUGUUGUUGAAUUCCUACAGGGAGCUAUUGGUACUCCCUAUGGUGGAUUCCCAGAGCCACUUCGUUCUCGUGUACUUAAAGAUAUGCCACGCAUCGAAGGACGUCCAGGUGAACACCUUCCUCCAUUGGACUUCAACAAGCUGAAGGCCGAUCUUAAAGAAUCUCAUCCAUUGGUCAGCGAUCGCGAUGUCAUGUCAGCAGCUCUCUACCCACAAGUCACCGCAGACUACCUGAACUUCAGGGAAGACUAUGGACCAGUCGACAAACUGAAUACUAGGGUAUUCUUGACCGGUCCCAAGGUUGGAGAAGAAUUUGAGGUUACUAUUGAGAAGGGCAAGACUUUAAGUGUUAAGACUUUGGCUAUGGCAGAAGAUCUCACAGCAAACGGUGAACGCGAGGUAUUCUUCGAGAUGAACGGUCAAUUGCGAUCAGUGUUUAUCCGUGACAAGGAAGCUGUUAAGGAACUCCACAUCCAUCCAAAGGCAACCAAGGGUAACAAGGACGAAGUUGGAGCUCCAAUGCCCGGUACAGUCAUCGAUGUCCGUGUCAAGGAAGGUGACAAAGUUGAGAAGGGUCAACCUCUCGUUGUUCUUUCUGCCAUGAAAAUGGAAAUGGUCGUCCAAGCGCCCAAGGCUGGCACAAUCAAGAAGCUUCACAUCACAAACAACAUGAAACUCGAAGGCGACGAUCUUCUCGUAGUCAUAGAAUAAACCCGCUUAGACAUUUAAGGCCAAAUCCAGAAUAUAUUCCUUUCCACUCAUCUUGACUGUAGUUCCAGUGAGACUAAGCUUAUAGAUUAGAGUGUGCAUGAGUGUCUUUCUUUUUAAACAAAAAAUAAGGAGAUCAAGAAAAUAUUUAGCAUAUACUUAAAUUAAACAAAUGAAAAAUAAUUUUUAUACGAAAAAAUAAUAAGAAAAUUUUAUGGGACAUCCAGGGCUUAGAAUACGAUUGUAUAUAAUUAACAAUAUUUUGUUUCAAUACAAAAUAUUUAAAAAAGAAAAAAAAAUCUAAAAAUAAACUUAACCGUCGAAAUACGCACAAAACUGCCACAAAGAAAAUUGUGUCUGUCAAUGAAAAAUCGAGAAAGUUUAGAGGAAAUCAAAUUUUAUUAAUAAUAAAUUAUUGUAUCCCUAUAUAGUUUAUAAAUUAUGAGAUUUAAUUAAGAUUCUAUAAAAGUGAUUUUAAUGUAAUUUUUUUUCGUUCGCAACGCAUGAUAUAAUUUGUAUAAGUUUUAAUAUUGGACCAAUCAGUUGAUUUAUUUUAAAAAUAUGUUUUUAUUUGUAAUUUUUAAUUGUUUUUAUAAUACAAAUGUAUUUUUGUCAUAAAUUUAAACUUUGUUUUUAUGUCAAUUCAGGAUAUUUUAAUGUAAAACUGUUGUCUGUUAACGAAUAAAAAUUUAACCUUUAAACUAA